Messenger RNA from Coniosporium apollinis CBS 100218, 2460 nucleotides. Its product is annotated as cell division control protein 48. Bases 1 to 2460 code for a protein of 819 amino acids. The transcript has 5 exons. Gene Ontology annotation, molecular function: polyubiquitin modification-dependent protein binding; ATP hydrolysis activity; ATP binding. The record is from RefSeq and is a predicted model, not a curated record. Gene Ontology annotation, biological process: autophagosome maturation; retrograde protein transport, ER to cytosol; mitotic spindle disassembly. Gene Ontology annotation, cellular component: cytosol; nucleus; VCP-NPL4-UFD1 AAA ATPase complex. NCBI's taxonomy places the organism in Eukaryota, Fungi, Ascomycota, Dothideomycetes.
AUGUCGGCUGACCCAGAUCACUCUCAGACCAAGCACAAGGUCAACCUCUCUCACGAUCCUUCCGGUGCUGAGAAGCGAGACAACGAUGAGACCGCAACCGCUAUUCUCAGGAGGAAGAAGAAGCCCAACUCUCUCAUUGUCACCGACGCCACCAACGAUGACAACUCGGUGAUCGCCCUUUCAAACAACACGAUGGAGACGCUCCAGCUUUUCCGUGGCGACACAGUCUUGGUGAAGGGCAAGAAGCGGAAGGACACUGUUCUCAUCGUUCUAGCGGACGAUGACCUUGAUGAUGGCAGUGCGCGGAUCAACCGGGUCGUCCGCCACAAUCUCCGAGUCAAGCACGGCGACAUCAUCACAGUUCACCCUUGCCCAGACAUCAAGUACGCCAAGCGGAUCGCAGUCCUUCCUAUUGCCGACACCGUCGAAGGCCUUACUGGCUCCCUCUUCGAUGUUUUCCUCGCGCCCUACUUCCGCGAGGCGUACCGACCAGUCCGACAAGGCGAUCUCUUCACAGCUCGUGGCGGCAUGCGGCAGGUGGAGUUCAAGGUCGUCGAGGUAGACCCGCCAGAGUUCGGUAUCGUGGCACAGGAUACAGUCAUUCACUGCGAAGGCGAGCCAAUACAACGGGAAGACGAAGAGGGCAAUCUCAACGAGGUUGGAUACGACGACAUCGGCGGUUGCCGGAAGCAGAUGGCUCAGAUUCGGGAGCUAGUCGAGCUGCCCCUCAGGCACCCCCAGCUCUUCAAGUCCAUUGGUAUCAAGCCGCCGCGAGGUAUCCUCAUGUACGGCCCUCCGGGUACCGGCAAGACUCUUAUGGCGCGCGCGGUCGCCAACGAAACCGGUGCGUUCUUCUUCCUGAUCAACGGUCCGGAAAUCAUGUCCAAGAUGGCUGGCGAGUCGGAAUCGAAUCUGCGAAAAGCCUUCGAAGAGGCAGAGAAAAACUCACCGGCGAUUAUCUUCAUCGACGAAAUCGACUCCAUCGCACCCAAGCGUGAAAAGACGAACGGUGAGGUUGAACGUCGCGUGGUCUCUCAGCUUCUUACUCUCAUGGACGGCAUGAAGGCUCGGUCCAAUGUCGUUGUCAUGGCUGCUACGAAUCGCCCAAAUUCCAUCGACCCUGCUCUUCGUCGCUUCGGCCGUUUCGAUCGCGAGGUUGACAUCAGUAUCCCGGAUCCUACUGGACGCCUGGAGAUCCUCCAAAUCCAUACUAAGAACAUGAAGCUGGGUGACGAUGUAGACCUUCCGACCAUCGCUGCGGAGACUCACGGCUACGUCGGUUCUGAUCUGGCCUCCCUCUGCUCCGAAGCCGCUAUGCAGCAGAUUCGUGAGAAGAUGGACCUGAUUGAUCUGGACGAAGACACCAUUGACGCUGAGGUCCUUGACUCUCUUGGUGUCACCAUGGAAAACUUCCGCUUUGCUCUUGGCGUCUCCAACCCGUCUGCUCUGCGCGAGGUCGCCGUUGUCGAGGUUCCCAACGUUCGCUGGGAAGACAUUGGUGGUCUCGAGGACGUCAAGCGCGAGCUUAUCGAGAGCGUUCAGUACCCCGUCGACCACCCCGAGAAGUUCCUCAAGUUCGGCCUCUCGCCGUCUCGUGGUGUACUUUUCUAUGGGCCCCCUGGUACUGGUAAGACAUUGCUGGCCAAAGCCGUCGCCAACGAGUGUGCGGCCAAUUUCAUCUCCAUCAAGGGUCCGGAGCUGCUUUCCAUGUGGUUUGGUGAAUCUGAGAGCAACAUUCGUGAUAUUUUCGACAAGGCCCGUGCAGCAGCACCUUGCGUUGUCUUCCUGGAUGAGUUGGACUCCAUCGCCAAGUCACGUGGUGGCUCUGUUGGAGAUGCUGGUGGUGCCUCCGAUCGUGUUGUCAACCAGCUCCUGACGGAAAUGGAUGGCAUGACCUCCAAGAAGAACGUCUUCGUCAUCGGCGCGACCAACCGACCGGAACAGCUCGACAACGCGCUCUGCCGUCCCGGCCGUCUCGACACCCUCGUCUACGUUCCACUUCCCGACAAGGAAUCUCGUAUCUCGAUCCUCAAGGCGCAGCUCCGCAAGACGCCCGUCGCCCCCGAUGUCGACAUUGAGUACAUCGCCGCCAACACUCACGGCUUUUCCGGUGCCGAUCUUGGCUUCAUCACCCAGCGUGCCGUCAAGCUGGCUAUCAAGCAGUCCAUCUCUCUAGACAUCGAGCGCACCAAGGCGCGUGAGGCUGCCGGCGAGGACGUCAUGGACGAGGACAAUGAGGGCGAGGACCCUGUGCCCGAGCUCACCAAGGCUCACUUCGAGGAGGCCAUGCGCUCUGCCCGUCGUUCCGUCACGGAUGUCGAGAUUCGCCGGUAUGAGGCGUUUGCGCAGAGCAUGAAGAACUCGGGCGGGAGCAGCUUCUUCCGCUUCCCCGAGGAGGGCGGCGCGACCAACGGCAACAACUUUGGCAACGCGGGCGAUGAUGAGGAUCUUUACGAAUGA